AUGAACGUCGUCAGAGGACUCGUGGCUGCCGCCGCAGCUGCAGCUCUGGGCACUCGAAGCUCGGGCUCGUCUACCAAAAGCACAGCAAGCAGCGAGACGGUUCACGAGUCUGCUCAGUGUGCUGCCAACAGAUCUGCUGCAUCCUUGCCCAGCUUCACCGAGUCUCAAAGGGACAGCAGAUCAGAGAUCCAGCAGGAGAAGUCUGUCGUCUUGUCGCCACGAGCUUCAGUCGAUGAUGAAGUGCUCAGCAAAAGCGACGUCGACUUGCGUAACAACCUUGUGGAACGAAUGACGAGGCAGGAGCUCUCCGAUUCGUUAGCGCAUGCGACGUUGCUGCCUGCCAACCUGGCUCAACUCAUCUCGUCACUCUCACUCGCGUCGAGGAUCUCGCUCAGAGCUUCAGCGCUUUUGCUCGAAGCCCUGCUUGAAGGCGCAAGAUGCACGACAUCAACAGGGCUGGGCGUCACCCGAAGAGCGCUCAUCGCUGCCGUCAGUAGUGCCCGGGCUCUACACUUCAUGCAAGAGGGCCUAAGCUGGGACGGCGGCGACAACGUUCCUUCGGAGGGAUUCCUCAACGUGCUGGAUAAAUGGACUAACCUUGGCAUCUACUUUGUUCACCAUUCCUUCACGCUCGCGGAGCUUUUCGCUAUGUCGGGCUUCUAUCUUACCGCAACGGGUCUUAAGACGGGCUUCUCGGCCGCCGAAGAGUCAGUACGCAUGAUUGACGGCAUCUUCGGAUCAACAGAGACAUCACGCGCACUGGCAUCUAUCAUUACACUUGUCAGACGCGAGAUGACGCAAGAUCCUCGCUUCUCGCCUGCAAAAGCGGGCGUGCUUGCGUCAGUCGCAGCACUGACAAAGGCAUUGACGGCCUUCGCCUGCUUACAAACCGCUACACGCCAGCGGACAGUCGAAAGCAUGAAGAUGAAGAUGCUGUACGACUGCACCGUCGUGCUCGAAUCUGCCAGCUCGAAUAUCCUGACGGGCAGCGCGACCUCAGUGAAUGGUGCGCAGGCCAGUUCAACACAGGCAGAUACGAUCUCGAAGAGUAUAUCGAGUCAAUGGCCCCCCAUCACGCCGCAUAAACGCAUUCCGUCGGUUCGGGGGACAAGUCCGCGCCUAGAACCCUUGUCCACGUUCAAAAGUCAUCACGGCACAACGAGGAGCCAUCGCGCAAGCACAAUGGCUUCUGCUGAUGACCAGAUUCUACUUACCGACAUUCGGUCGGUCUAUGAGCAAAAUCGGAGAUGGGAAGACGAGUCUGCACCUAGCGAGAUCGUAUCUCCCUCAACGUCAUACAGCUCGCGCAGGAGUCUGGAGCGGUCAUCUACGUUGCGCCGAUUGCCGCAAUUAGGCUCGACACUCUCUAUCGUCGAUAUUGACGCAGAAGAUGACGAGGAGAUCAUGCAUGGCCUCGAAGAGCUCAUCGGAUCCGACGACGAUGGUGAGGGCGAGGUCUUGCUCGAGGUCAAGCGUGCCCUUGCAGAAGUAGCUCGUGGCAAGUCCAUACCUGAUGGUCUAGAGCUCGUCUCACGCCGGCAUGGCGACGAUGGCGAAGAGGUCAAGCUGGUUCGAUCGACGCGUUUUGAUGCUCUCUUUGAGAUUGAGACGACCACCAUGACGCAGACGACUACAACAAUUCGAUCUCAUGUCCCUCUGGGGAGCACAGACGGCGCCCCUUCGUCUCGGUCCAGAUUGCCGCGUACUGGCUGCCUCCCAGACUUGAAUCACCUCAGCAGUCGGAACAUAGAUAUGCGGGGGACUCUGCAAGCUCGUCGCACCAGCGACGACGCAGUACAUACCGAACAAGAUACCGAAGACUAUAUCAGAGAAGAAUGGACGGAGAUGCAGUCGAUCGUAGACAGUCCCAACGUCUCUGUGCUACGUUCCAAAGCCAGUCAUCGUCUCGGCGGUAGCUUGCAGCCCAGUCCGAGCAUCGCCAUGCUGUGUCGCCAAGAAGCAGUCGACGAUCCUGAAGAGAGCGGCAAGAAGCUUCAAAUUGUUCUCAAAAGCAUCACUAACAAAUUGCAUCAACGCAAGCGUACCUUCCGCAAUAGCAAUCUCACUUCUCCAGAGUCCAGUAGGCCCGCUUCGCCUGUCAAGGGUAGCCGUAUCAAAUCAGACAAGAUUCGCGAGCUCACUACUAAUGAGGCCGACGAUAACAGUCCACCUCGUCAAAAGGCGCUAGCAGGUCGCAUCGCAAGCACCAGUCAGAAAGCAUUCAAUGCAGCCAAGACAUCGCUCAAUGUCUCGCCGACUCGCAAGCGUUCUUCGAGUCGACGAAGGCAGAAGCCUGACACAGCGCCACGUACGGAAGGGACCGCACCGGCUGUCGCUACUAUACAUUCAUCAGCACUCGAAGUUCCUGCUUUCGGCAAGAAGCCAUUUCCUAGCGAGAAGGCUAGGGGUGACGGUGGCCUCGCGGCGGGCCUGCGCUUACCCGCAUCGCGCAAAGCAGAUACUCGACAAGCCUUGUCGGAACCAUCAACGCCAAGAUUGACCGCACGAAGCACGGGCUCAUCCCAGUCCAUUCACACCACGCAUUCUCAUGUUGAGACUCGCACAUCGCACGCUACAGAUCAACAACCCAAGCCGACCAACUUCCCACAUGCGCAUCUGGUGGCAAACCUGCGACGGUUCGGACGAUAUUCCUCAGCUGCGUACGGGCAACACUUUAUGCGCAUCUUUGGCAUUGGCUCGACCAGUUUCAACUUUCCAUCAACAGCAUCCCAUCACGCGAAUCACUACGCUUUUUCUAAUCAUGUCGAAGUGGCGCUCGAUGACAUUUUACUCUCUUCAUUCACCACUGGAACAUCAUUCGACACAUCAGAGAACGCCCCCCUGGUGCACUAUGUGACCGUCGAUCAUCAAGCCAAGGCAAUCGUGCUCACUUGUCGGGGCACACUUGGACUCAGUGACAUCUUGACUGAUCUGACGGCUGACUAUAUCGAUGUCACGAUGCCCGAGGGCGAGGAAGGCGCCCACUACUUUGCACACAAGGGCAUGUACCAAUCAGCCUCACGGCUUGCGAAUCAGGGGAGCAUCAUUCAUGAAGUCCUGCGCAAGGGACUUGCGGAACAUCCCACGUACGGUUUGGUACUGUGUGGCCACAGCUUGGGCGGAGGCGUGGCCGCAUUGCUUUCGCUGCUGUGGGGCACACCUACCAGUCGCUUCACAGCGCAGGCAGCCGAGUCGCACCUGAAGACUGGCAAGAAGAUUAUUCAUCCAACUCUAGGGACGCCAUUCGUCACUGCAAUUACGUCUGGACUGCCAGCAGGACGGCCAAUGCACUGCUAUACGUAUGGCUGUCCUUGCGUCGCCUCGCCCGAUCUUGCGGCAUAUGCCAAAGGCUUGAUCUCAUCGGUCGUGCACAAUCUCGAUAUCGUCCCAACUCUAUCGCUUGGUCUACUCAGAGAUCUCAAGAACGUUGCUGCUUCGCUGUAUGAGGAAGGCAAAGUGGCAGAGGAAGUGGUCGGGCGGGUCGUUGGACUAUAUCAACGUCGAUACAAAGCUAAGCGAGAGGCGCGCAAGAACGGCCAAACAUAUCCUACCGCAGACGAGUUUGCAGGAUCUGGCUCUGGGUUUUCGCCUCACGAACUCGAUGACGAAGCUCGCCAAGUGGAUAUGACGCCUCGCGAGCUGCAACUCGGUCGCGGAUCCAACAAAGCUCUCGAGGCGGGAUACAGAGAUCCUGCGCUGGUCGGAAGAGAUCUGAGCGACGAUGCCGAGCUCAAUGACUGGCUCUGGAGUCUGAUGAAGACGAUGCGGGCGGGCAACGACAGCGACAAGCUCCUGCCGCCAGGUGACGUGUUCUGUAUCGAAUGUCACACCGUCUUUGUAUCGAACAGCAUGGAGGGUAGCGACGGACGGUCUGCCCAGAAGAGCUUUCAAGAGGGUACACGCGUGCUUUUGCGCGAAUGCCUCGAUCCCGUUCAACGCUUCUCAGAACCAGUCUUUGGUAGGAGCAUGUUCCUGGAUCAUUCGCCGCACAACUACGAGCACGCGCUCAACGCGCUAGCAGCCGCUAGUCCACUCGUUUCAGACUACCUGCCUACGCUGCGGCUGAUUGUAGCACGCCAUCCAGAUUCCGCUGAAAGUGUCGCGAAGGACUUACGAUGCAAUGACAAAAUGACAUCCACUCUGCCAAUACGGGAGCAGCUUCUGUCGAGCCUGCAGGAAGCUCACAGUCUCAGUCAACUUCUCUUUGCAGCGCCAGCCGCCAAACAGAAGCCUGCACGCUCCACCGACGAUAUCCUCACGCGGCUCGCCAUACUCGACCAGGAGCUCGCCGAGCAGGUCUGGCUGGCUCAGGAGCACGCAGAUCUGUCCAAUCAGCUCGAGGAAGCAGUUCGCAGACGUGAUGCCAUAGACGAGCAAGCGCGUGCAGAUCUCAGGUCGGCUCGCACGACACUCUCAAGCUUACGGCGGUCUAUCCGCUCAGCUCAAGCGAGUCGGACGACAGUGUCUCAGGCAAAGACAUCAGAGCAUCUGACAACAGAGGAGAUCCUCACUCUGGCGCGUCGCCUGGCACCGUAUACCUCAUCUGCGCCCCGUUCGUCAACGACUGACCAGUCCGCACAAGCUGUCCUGUCCGCUCGCGAAGCACCGCGAGGAUCUAUACUUCCAUGGCCGACCGAGCAAAUGCUCAGGCAAUCCCAAUUGGCAGCUGCACAGACUCAGGCAAGUGCAGAAGCGCCCGAUCAGGCGGAUAUGCAACAGGGACAGAUGAUCGAUCUGAAGAUUGAGAGGGAAGCUCUACCACCGCGCACGGCUCUGCCGGCAAGACAGGAACCCACCCAAGCGGACGAAGACUUUACGUUCGACUUGGAUCUCAACCCUGAUAUGGACGACUAG
This is a messenger RNA of Mixia osmundae IAM 14324, 4854 nucleotides long. RefSeq lists its product as uncharacterized. Bases 1 to 4854 code for a protein of 1617 amino acids. The record is from RefSeq and is a predicted model, not a curated record. Gene Ontology annotation, biological process: lipid metabolic process; regulation of transcription by RNA polymerase II. Gene Ontology annotation, cellular component: mediator complex. NCBI's taxonomy places the organism in Eukaryota, Fungi, Basidiomycota, Mixiomycetes, Mixiales, Mixiaceae. The transcript has 8 exons. Gene Ontology annotation, molecular function: transcription coregulator activity.